CUUUCAAAAUCCAAAUGAGAGUUAUUGGCUUUUGAUCAUUCUCAUUCCAUAUUUUGUAUUCCAAAUAAACUAGAAGAUGAGCAGCAAAAGGUCAUCACAAUAUCACCAAGUAGAAAUCCCUCCACCACAACCUUUCUUGAAAUCACUAAAGAACACUCUCAAUGAUAUCCUUUUCGCCGACGAUCCCUUCCGUAGAAUCAGGAACGAAUCGAAAACGUCGAAAAAGAUCGAGUUAGGGUUGCGACACGUGUUCCCAAUCUUAGAAUGGGCUCGUGGUUACAAUUUGGAGUAUUUAAAAUCAGACGUUAUCUCAGGGAUAACAAUUGCAAGUCUUGCUAUUCCUCAAGGGAUUAGCUAUGCUCAGCUCGCUAAUCUCCCUCCAAUCCUUGGUCUUUACUCAAGCUUGGUGCCGCCGUUGGUAUACGCGGUAAUGGGAAGUUCAAGAGAUUUAGCGGUGGGAACAGUGGCGGUGGCCUCGCUGUUGACGGCGGCGAUGUUGGGAAAAGAGGUAAACGCAGUGAAGAAUCCAAAGCUUUACCUUCACUUAGCUUUCACCGCCACUUUCUUCGCCGGACUCAUGCAAACCUGUCUUGGCCUCUUACGGUUAGGGUUCGUGGUGGAGAUAUUGUCGCACGCGGCGAUUGUAGGGUUCAUGGGAGGAGCCGCGACGGUGGUGUGUCUGCAGCAACUGAAAGGAUUACUUGGCCUCCAUCACUUCACUCAUUCCACCGAUAUCGUCUCUGUUCUCCGCUCCAUUUUUUCUCAAUCUCAUAUGUGGAGAUGGGAGAGUGGAGUGCUAGGGUGUUGCUUCCUCAUCUUCCUUCUUACAACUAAAUACAUUAGCAAGAAGAGACCAAAGCUGUUCUGGAUAUCUGCAAUGUCUCCACUUGUUUCUGUCAUUCUUGGAACCCUUUUCCUUUACUUCCUUCAUGCCCAUUUCCAUGACAUCCAAAUUAUCGGAGAACUAAAGAAAGGGAUUAAUCCACCAUCAAUCACACAUUUGGUAUUCACGUCACCUUAUGUCAUGUUGGCUCUCAAAAUCGGCAUGAUCACUGGAGUCAUAGCUCUCGCUGAAGGGAUAGCAGUGGGGAGAAGCUUUGCAAUGUACAAGAAUUACAACAUAGAUGGGAACAAAGAGAUGAUAGCCUUUGGGAUGAUGAACAUUCUUGGUUCCUUCUCCUCUUGCUAUCUCACUACCGGGCCAUUUUCACGUUCGGCGGUAAACUACAACGCGGGUUGCAAAACAGCGUUAUCAAACGUGGUAAUGGCGGUUGCAGUGACGGUGACGUUACUGUUCUUAACGCCGUUAUUCUUCUACACGCCAUUAGUUGUUCUUUCGUCGAUCAUAAUCACCGCCAUGCUCGGCCUAGUCGACUACGAAGCAGCUAUUCAUCUUUGGAGACUUGACAAGUUCGAUUUCUUCGUUUGUCUCUCUGCUUACUUAGGCGUCGUUUUUGGUACCAUCGAGAUUGGUCUCAUCCUCUCCGUGGGAAUAUCAGUGAUGAGGUUAGUGUUGUUCGUGGGAAGACCAAAGAUUUAUGUAAUGGGAAACAUUCAAAACACAGAAAUAUUUAGGAACAUUGAACAUUACCCUCAAGCCAUCACUCUCUCUUCUCUCCUCAUUCUCCACAUCGAUGGUCCGAUUUACUUCGCCAACUCUAGCUACUUGCGAGACAGAAUUGGAAGGUGGAUCGAUGAAGAGGAAGAUAAAUUGAGAACUAGCGGAGAAAUCAGUCUACAAUACAUUGUUAUCGACAUGAGUGCUGUGGGGAACAUUGACACGAGCGGUAUAAGUAUGCUUGAGGAACUCAACAAAAUCAUGGGACGAAGAGAGCUUAAGCUAGUUAUAGCGAACCCAGGAGCAGAGGUGAUGAAGAAGCUAAGCAAGUCCAACUUCAUAGAGAGCAUUGGUAACGAACGGAUUUAUCUCACGGUGGCAGAAGCCGUCGCAGCUUGCAAUUUCAUGCUUCACACGGCUAAACCCGACUCGCCGAUACCGGAAUCUAACAACGUUUAAGAUUUCACAUUCCUAAAAGGUUUUAUUGUCAUCAAGAAAUAAGGGUUGAAAAAACAAGAGUCUGUUAU
This is a messenger RNA of Arabidopsis arenosa, 2085 nucleotides long. NCBI's taxonomy places the organism in Eukaryota, Viridiplantae, Streptophyta, Magnoliopsida, Brassicales, Brassicaceae. The record is from the annotation of a GenBank genome assembly.